Molecule: messenger RNA, 498 nt
Organism: Lasiodiplodia theobromae
Lineage: Eukaryota; Fungi; Ascomycota; Dothideomycetes; Botryosphaeriales; Botryosphaeriaceae
Exons: 2
Coding region: 1-498 (165 amino acids)
Source: RefSeq, a predicted model, not a curated record
AUGUCUGCUCCCAUUCCCGUUAUCCUUUGCGGUGCCAUGCGACCAGUGGCUGCGUUGGUGAGGUCGCACAUGCUACCCGAAUACGAUGUCGUCUAUGCCGGCCAUGAUAUUGCUGCUGCUACAAAGGAAGUCCCCAAGAUCAUAUCCGGAUCGUCACCGCCGUCCACGUCUCUCCACACCCAGAUCGGCUCCAACGACUUCACUGUUCUUCCACGCGCCGUAAUCACUGGCGGCGGCUACAAUGAGGAAGCUUUUCAGACUCUGUUUCAGGCAUGUGCAGAGGCCUGUGGAUCGGAGGUUGCUCUGCCCGUGCCGUUCUUCAGGACGGACAAUGCGCUCACUGAUCAAUUGGCGGCCGAGGGGAAGGGGCCGGCGCAUUCUUCCCCCGAAUACCCCAAAGCUGUGACGAACCGGCUGAAAGCCCGGCUACGGGAGGUGGGUGUUGGGUCUGGUGUGUUGGAGCGGCCUGAGAAUAGAGGCAAGAGUUUCUUCUUUUAA